AUCGCCGACGAGACACGGGGUGAUCUUUCGAACGACCUGGUAGAUUUGCGGUAAACAAUCAGUACGUUGUGCCAUAUUGACGUCAACCAUCACGCAAAUGAGGAGAUUUCAUCGAAGAUCACUACUACUGACAGUCAAAGCAACGUGUUUAGCUCGAGGUUUAAUCGAAGAUGACGAAGAGUGGAAACGCACGACGGACGAAGCUACAACCUGGAUGAUACCACGAAGACUUAGAAGGCUGUUCGUUAGAAUAUUUUUCCACUGUCAAUCAGUUCACCAAAAAGAUCUUUGGGAAGAAUUCAAAGAUGAAAUGGCUGAGGAUUACUCACGCAGGGAGGGGUUGUCGCGUGGCCGAGCACGAGCCUAUGAACGAAUCAUUGAAAUGUUGAAUGCAGAGGGUUGGAAUCUUGCUGAUUUUCCGGAAAUGGAACAAAGAAUAAUUACUUUGGAAUCGAUUAAUAAAUUACUUGAGGAAUCAUCUUCAAUCGCAGUGCGAUCGUAUGAAAAAUUAAAUGCUGAACAAAAAGAAAUUGUUGACGCCGUAUUGGAUUCGAUUAAUACAGCCGAAUAG
Athalia rosae (coleseed sawfly) is the source of this 571-nucleotide messenger RNA. RefSeq lists its product as uncharacterized. Lineage: Eukaryota; Metazoa; Arthropoda; Insecta; Hymenoptera; Athaliidae. The record is from RefSeq and is a predicted model, not a curated record. Bases 98 to 571 code for a protein of 157 amino acids. The transcript is spliced from 2 exons.